UCAUGUUGCUUUUCAGAACACUCACAGUUGUUAUUUAUAGAAAAGCUUUUAAGGGAAGUCUCAGAUUCUGUAACUGUGGGCUCAUUCCAGAGAAUCUAAAGCUCAGUUGAUCAGCUUCUCACAUUUCCUUACUUCAGGUUUCCUUUUUCAUCUCUAGCAUUGACAGAUGAACCUGGACUGCAAGAUCCCUGUUAGGAAGGUGGCAGCAGGAGAGGACAGGGAGCCCCUGAUGCGCUGACGGUUGGCCAUGUCUGGGAAGCACUGGCCCCCCGGGACGCAGUGUGUCACCAAGCAUGACCACAGCAAGCCCAAGCCCCGGGAGCUGGCUUUCCGCAAGGGGGACAUGGUCACCAUCAUCGAGGCCGUGGAGGGCAAAGGCUGGUACCGUGCCAGGCACAACGAGACGGGGCAGGAGGGGCUGCUGGCAGCCAGCGCGCUGCGGGAGCGCGGGGCCAUCCGCGCCGACCCCAAACUCAGCCUGAUGCCCUGGUUCCACGGGAAGAUCUCGGGCACGGAGGCGGUGCAGGAGCUGCAGCCCCCUGAGGAUGGGCUGUUCCUGGUGCGGGAGUCUGUCCGGCACCCCGGGGACUACGUGCUGUGCGUGAGCUUCGGCAAGGAGGUGAUCCACUACCGCGUGGUGCACGAGGAGAACACGCUCAGCAUCGACAGCCAGCAGUACUUCUCCAACCUCAUCGACAUGAUUGAGCAUUACAUGAAGGAGCAGGGAGCCAUCUGCACCAAGCUGGUGAAGCCCAAACCCAAAUCUGGGAUGAAGUCAGCUGAGGAGGAGUUGGCCAAAGCUGGCUGGUUGCUGAACCUGAAGCACCUCACACUGGGAGACCGCAUUGGGCAAGGCGAGUUCGGAGAUGUCCUACAGGGCGAGUACCUGGGGCAGAGGGUGGCUGUGAAGAACAUCAAGUGUGAUGUGACUGCCCAGGCCUUCCUCGCUGAAACAGCUGCCAUGACGAAGGUCCGGCACAAAAACCUGGUGUGUUUGCUGGGAGUGAUCCUGCACAACGGCCUCUACAUUGUCAUGGAGUUCAUGAGCAAGGGCAACCUGGUGAACUUCCUGCGCACGCGGGGCCGGGCGCUCGUCCCGACCCAGCAGCUCCUCCUGUUCGCUCUGGAUGUGGCUCAAGGCAUGGACUACCUUGAAUCCAAGAAGUUGGUGCACCGGGACCUGGCUGCCCGCAACAUCCUCAUCUCCGAGGAGAACGUGGCCAAAGUCAGCGACUUCGGCUUGGCCCGGGUCAACCCCAAGGGUGCAGAUGCCACGUUGCUCCCUGUGAAGUGGACAGCACCAGAGGCCCUGAAACACAACAAAUUCUCCUCCAAGUCGGACGUGUGGAGCUACGGGAUCCUCCUGUGGGAAACCUUUUCCUUUGGACGGGCACCCUACCCUAAACUGGCCCUGAAGGAGGUGACAGAGCUGCUGGAGCAGGGGUACCGCAUGGACGCCCCCGAGGGCUGCCCGCCCACCGUCUAUGCCCUGAUGAAGAGCUGCUGGGAGCUGGAGCCAGGCAAGCGCCCGUCCUUCAAGAAACUCACAGAGAAGCUACAGAAGGAGCUGAAGCACCUGAGGGACAUUUAACCCCAUCCUGCUACCAGGACACGGGACCUGAAGCCCCUAGAUCCUCCAGGGCUGGCUGUGGCAGAGCAAUAGGGGCCAGGAGCAGGAAGGCCCAUGGUGCUGCUCUCUCCUUGUGGAGAUGGGGCAGCAGCUCCCCUCCAUCUCAGCACGGUCCUUCUACCCGCCACACAGCCCAGAGAAGGUUGCCAUGGGAUGGAUCUCCCUUGGCCCACCCCAGAGGGGAGCAUGGCCCCAAGGGAGCCAUGCCCACCCCCCUUGUGCUCAGCCCCAGGAGCAGAUGCUGCAUGUGGGGUCCCUUCAAGCUGAGACUCCCAGUGAUGGGAAACAGGACUGGAAUGUCCACUCACUGGAUAAUGAGAUCCCACCCUGACUCAGCUCUGCCCCAGCACCCAGCCCCACAUGAGGAUGCUGGCAUAGCCAGCUAAAGCACAUGGAUUUGGGCUUUUUGAUUAAACCAAAGAAAUUAGUUCAACAGCA
This is a messenger RNA of Taeniopygia guttata (zebra finch), 2068 nucleotides long. RefSeq names its product megakaryocyte-associated tyrosine kinase (gene MATK). Gene Ontology annotation, molecular function: ATP binding; protein tyrosine kinase activity; protein binding. The record is from RefSeq and is a predicted model, not a curated record. Lineage: Eukaryota; Metazoa; Chordata; Aves; Passeriformes; Estrildidae. Gene Ontology annotation, biological process: protein phosphorylation.